AUGGUGUACAAUUCAGUAGAAACUAUAGACUAGUUGUAAUAACCCCUAUAUCCAAUUAAUGAGCCCAACCAGUUGCACUAUUCAAAGUGUUGUUCUUCAUCACAACAAUUAUUAUUCUAAUAUUAAGUCUCUUCCCUUACCCCUUUUUCACCACUCCAGUCCGGUGGAAAGUAGUCGCUUUGGGUCCUCUGGAAACCUGAGCCAGACCAGCUCCCAGCUUAGUGAGACAGGCCAGGAGAGUGCUGCAGGCUCAGGGCUGGAAGAGUCCUUCCACUCUUACCACAGUACUAGCUUCCGCCCCUCUACCAAUGGCCAGCAACCCACCAACGGACACCUCCCCAGCAAUGGACACUAUGUUUUGGGGCAGGAGGAAUUGCACAGACCCUCCCUGGAUGUGGGGAAGAGCUUAAAUGGCUCUAUGAAGAAAUUGGACCACCCAGUCGAGAAAAGGUCCAAUAAAAUGCUGCAAAGGUGAGUCUUUGGGUUCCAGCAAGUGUCAUACAUUUCAAACACUUAGAUAAGCAUCCACAUUUUCAAGCAGUAAAUAUUACAAGUACAGUAUUAGUGAGUGGUCAUUCUCUCUUUCACCCCACACACCAGUUUCCACGACGAUGGGCCUCCUUUGCCCUUCUCUCCAUCCAGAAUACGCUGGUUGAAGGCCAUUAACAAAGUGAGGGUACAGCUGCAGGAG
This is a messenger RNA of Coregonus sp. 'balchen', 691 nucleotides long. NCBI's taxonomy places the organism in Eukaryota, Metazoa, Chordata, Actinopteri, Salmoniformes, Salmonidae. The record is from the annotation of a GenBank genome assembly.